AUGUUCGGAACUACUGCUUCUCGCCUCAUCCUGGGGAUGCUCAGCUGUGUGGCCCUCCUGCCCAGCCAGGCUUUGGCGGCACACCAGCACAUCGGUCACCGCCACCAUCAUCCCUUCAAUCCCACCCAGCAACCCCAGGCCAGCACGCUCAUCACUGUCGCUCAGGGUAGCGCUGCCACUGAAGCCCCUUCCGCAUGCUACUGGGCCCCAUCUGCCGUAUCUUCAGUGAUUGCCUCGGCCUCGGCGGAGGCCUCGGCGGUAACUCAGAGCAACAUCACCGCCAAGGUCAUCAUCCCAUUCUACGUCUAUCCUGAAGAUGGUGCCUGGACCCCCAUGGAAGAGCUCGUCGCCGCCUUCCCCAAUGUCCACUUCACCAUCAUCAUCAACCCCGAUAGCGGUCCCGGCUCUAGCAGUCUCCCAGACAGCAGCUUCCUGACCGCCGUCCCCAGGCUCACCAGCUACAGCAACGUGCUCGCCAUCGGCUACGUCCCGACAGAGAAGGGCACCCGCGCCAUUUCAGACGUCGAAAGCGACAUCAAGACCUACGCCGGCUGGCCUUCCGCCUCCGGCAACUCCUCUUUCGCCGUGCACGGCAUCUUCCUCGAUGAAGCCCCCAACGCCUACAGCGAGGAGCUGGUUUCGUACUACCAGCAACUAACCACUCUCAUCAAAGAGAGUUCCGGCCUGGGACCGGAGAAUUUUGUGGUGACCAACCCCGGCACAGUCCCUGACUCCGCCUACCUCAGCAUUCCCGACUCCACGGUGGUCUUCGAGUCGCCCUACGACUCGUUCAUGAGCGCCGUGUCAGCAGACUCGUUCGCUAGCAUUAGGGGCGGAAACCACAGCGCUCUGGCUACCAUGGUCUACUCGGUCCCGGAUACUGUGCAUCUCCCGACCCUGAUUAGCCAGGUCGGGAAUAUCUCGGACCAGAUCUUCCUGGGCAAUACGAGUUCGUAUACGGUGUAUAACUCGUACAUGAACCAGGUUAUUCCAUUGUUGUUGCCUGCUUCUUCUUAG
Molecule: messenger RNA, 1017 nt
Organism: Aspergillus niger
Lineage: Eukaryota; Fungi; Ascomycota; Eurotiomycetes; Eurotiales; Aspergillaceae
Exons: 3
Coding region: 1-1017 (338 amino acids)
Source: RefSeq, a predicted model, not a curated record